Messenger RNA from Rhinolophus ferrumequinum (greater horseshoe bat), 1885 nucleotides. It is a transcript of the gene MAPK12, whose product is annotated as mitogen-activated protein kinase 12. Lineage: Eukaryota; Metazoa; Chordata; Mammalia; Chiroptera; Rhinolophidae. The record is from RefSeq and is a predicted model, not a curated record. Gene Ontology annotation, cellular component: cytoplasm; nucleus. Gene Ontology annotation, molecular function: ATP binding; MAP kinase activity. The transcript is spliced from 12 exons. The coding region runs from base 311 to 1414 and encodes 367 amino acids. Gene Ontology annotation, biological process: protein phosphorylation; MAPK cascade.
ACCACCCCCUCCCGCCUUCCCGGCGGCCGCCGCCUCGGGUUUCCGGAGAGGCUGGAGGGCGGGCGGGGGUAUCACGUGCGCGCGGCCCUGGGGCCGGUUGGUCCGCAGGCAGGGGAGGAACAGGGCGCUACCCAGGCAAGGUUGGGGUCGGGCCGGGGUCGGCGGCUCAAGCGAACCGGAGGAAAGAACCCGGAGCGGAGUAAACGCGCGGUGGCCCCGGGCGCUCGCCCAGGGAGUCCCGCCGAUCCCGGCCCGGUGCUCGGGCGCGGCGCCCGAGGGGUCUGCGGCGGGGCCGGCACCCGGUCCGGCCAUGAGCUCUCCGCCGCCCGCCCGCAGGGGCUUUUACCGCCAGGAGGUGACCAAGACCACCUGGGAGGUGCGCGUGGUGUACCAGGACCUGCAGCCCGUGGGCUCCGGCGCCUACGGCGCCGUCUGCUCGGCCGUGGACAGCCGCACAGGCGCCAAAGUGGCCAUCAAGAAGCUGUACCGGCCCUUCCAAUCGGAGCUGUUCGCCAAGCGCGCCUAUCGAGAGCUGCGUCUCCUCAAGCACAUGCGCCACGAGAACGUGAUCGGGCUGCUGGACGUGUUCACUCCCGAUGAGACCCUGGAUGAUUUCACAGACUUCUACCUGGUCAUGCCUUUCAUGGGCACCGACCUGGGCAAGCUCAUGAAGCACGAGAAGCUGAGUGAGGACCGAAUCCAGUUCCUCGUCUACCAGAUGCUGAAGGGGUUGAAGUACAUCCAUGCUGCUGGCAUCAUCCAUAGGGACCUAAAGCCUGGCAACCUGGCUGUGAACGAGGACUGUGAGCUGAAGAUCCUGGACUUUGGCCUGGCCCGGCAGGCAGACAGCGAGAUGACUGGAUAUGUGAUGACCCGGUGGUACCGGGCUCCUGAGGUCAUCUUGAAUUGGAUGCACUACACACAGACAGUGGACAUCUGGUCGGCGGGCUGCAUCAUGGCCGAGAUGAUCACGGGGAAGACGCUGUUCAAGGGCAAUGACCACCUGGACCAGCUGAAGGAGAUCUUGAAGGUGACAGGGACGCCUCCUGAUGAGUUUGUGCAGAGGCUGCAGAGUGCCGAUGCAAAGAAUUACAUGAAGGGCCUGCCCGAAUUGGAGAAGAAGGAUUUUGCCUCCAUCCUGACCAACGCAAGCCCUCUGGCUGUGAACCUCCUGGAGAAAAUGCUGGUGCUGGAUGCAGACCAACGGGUGACGGCGGCCGAGGCACUGACACACCCCUACUUCGAGUCACUGCAGGACACGGAGGACGAGCCCAAGGCCCAUAAGUACGACGAGUCCUGUGAGGAUGUGGACCGUACGCUGGACGAGUGGAAGCGUGUCACGUAUAAAGAGGUGCUCAGCUUCAAGCCUCCCCGGCAGCUGGGCGCCAGGGCCUCCAAGGAGACGGCCCUGUGAAGACCCCUGGGCCCUGAGGGAGUGGAGGGGACUCGGCCUGAAAGGGAGAUCCUGAUACCACUGUGACCUUGGCUGGGGCUCGCUUCCCAGGAGGCUCCUCAUUGCAUGGGCCCCCCACCCCCUACAAACCUGUGCCCCUGCCCUCAGGCCCCCACGUCAGCCUAACCUUGUAGAAUUUGGACUUUCUGGACAGGACACCCACCUGACCUGGGCUGGUCUCUGAGCCCGAGAAGCCUCAGGUCUUAGGGUGGGUGGGGCUUGGGAUCAAGGCCUGGCUUCUGACCCUGCCUGCUCUGGACCAUGCUGCGGCCAGCUCAUGUGGCUAAGAGGAAGGACAGGGAGGGCGCAGGGCGCCGACUCGGGGACAUCUCUCCUGGAGAGCACUGGUGUGGACUCCACUGGCACCCACAGCCGGGAAUGUAAAUUGCCCAUGUGGCUGGGAGGAAAUAAACCCUUUCUUUGUAGAGCUUC